Messenger RNA from Puntigrus tetrazona (Sumatra barb), 2639 nucleotides. It is a transcript of the gene fdxr, whose product is annotated as ferredoxin reductase. The record is from RefSeq and is a predicted model, not a curated record. Gene Ontology annotation, biological process: ubiquinone biosynthetic process. NCBI's taxonomy places the organism in Eukaryota, Metazoa, Chordata, Actinopteri, Cypriniformes, Cyprinidae. The transcript has 12 exons. The coding region runs from base 701 to 2176 and encodes 491 amino acids. Gene Ontology annotation, cellular component: mitochondrion.
CAGUGUGUAAUAUCGGCACACAGCCUGGGACCUUCAGUCAAGGCUAAACUGAUAAAAGCACUCAGCAGUGAGCAGUGAAACCGCAAACCUCGAGGAAUAAAGUGCGUUUAUGCGUGAAGUUAUUAGCAAAUGAAAGCGGCACGCUGACAGCGGUGGAACCUUUAACAGGAGCAUCAACACGGAAGACUUUAAGUGAUGCACACUUAAAAAAAGAAAGUAAGGGCGCUUCAUUUAUGGCUUUAAACGUUUCGUUUUUCUUUUAAAUUGUCACUUUGGCGUUUUGUUUUCGUAAAUUGUCACCUUUUUAAUCGACUGAUUUUGUGCUGUGUCUGAGAUACUUUAACAGCGCGAUGUUGCAUUUGUGAGAUAAGCCGUGCUGUGCUACUUGUUCAUGUAGUUUUCAAUGCACACUUCAAAAUAUUAUUUUUUUUAUUCUUCAUUUGCGCUCAAACCCGGGCACUUUUAUGUCACUCCAAAUGGACCCAGCGCAACAGAAUCGGCGCAAGCUGAAGCAGACGGUGCAAGUGCAUAAUGCAAAUCUUUAAUACAGAUGCAUUUUAGUUUUAUUUCGUGAAGUUAUACGUGAGUGCAAGCCCACGGAUGUGACCAAAGAGCACGCGCUCCAUAAGCGGCUUUUGACUUCACAACAGAGUCAUUGUUGGACUUGGGCCGUUGUUUUUGUGCUGCAUUUCGUCUGAAGAUGAAGACGAUGACGAUGAUAAACCUCGUGAGAGGGUCUGUCGUGAAGAUCCACGCUCUGUCACGCGCAUCGCGACGUCUUCCAGCUGAAGGCGCCUCAGGCGCACGUGGGUUGUCCUCCGCAUCUGGUCCAAGAGUGUGUAUCGUGGGAGGAGGUCCUGCAGGCUUUUACACGGCACAGCAACUCCUGAAGGCUCGGCAGGAUGCAGCGGUAGACAUUUACGAGCGUCUUCCUGUGCCGUUCGGACUGGUGCGCUUUGGAGUCGCUCCUGAUCAUCCUGAGGUCAAGAAUGUCAUCAACACGUUCACUCAGACGGCCCAGCAUGAACGAUGCAGCUUCCUCGGUAACGUGGACGUGGGGAAAGACGUGACGAUUGACGAGCUGCGUCGAGCUUACCACGCCGUGGUGCUGAGUUACGGAGCCGAAGGAAACCAGUUAAUGGGAGUUCCUGGUGAAGAUCUUCAUGGCGUUUUCUCAGCUAAAGACUUUGUCGGGUGGUACAACGGACUGCCGAGUAAUAAGGAGCUGAAUCCAGACCUCCGCUGUGAGACCGCUGUGAUUCUUGGACAGGGAAAUGUGGCACUGGAUGUCGCCCGGAUACUUCUGGCACCGGUAGAAAUGCUGAAGGAAACCGAUAUUACCCAGAAUGCACUAGAAGCAUUGGCAGGCAGUAAAGUGCGAAGGGUCUUGAUCGUAGGCCGGCGAGGACCUCUUCAAAUCGCAUGCACCAUCAAGGAACUUAGAGAAAUGAUCAAUCUCCCGAACACCAGGGCUGACAUGCUGCCCGCUGACUUUGAGGGCAUCGCAGAAGCUUUGAAAGACCUCCCCAGGCCUAGAAAAAGGCUGACCGAGCUAAUGAUGAAAGCCGUGAAGGAAGGAGGGGAUGAUCGAGCUCAGAAACGCUGGGGCUUUCGCUUCUUUCGUGGUCCUGUGGAGGUUCUCGCGGGGGCUGAUGGGAAAAGAGCCACUGGAAUCCGAUUGGCUCUUAAUAAGCUUGAGGGUUCGGGCGAGAGCGCUCGAGCGGAGGCCACCGGUCAGUUGGAGGAUCUGGACUGUGGCCUGAUCAUUAGCAGUAUCGGCUAUAAAAGCGUUCCCAUUGACCCCGCGGUGCCCUUUGAUCCCCGGAGAGCCGUUGUACCCAACGAGAUGGGAAAAGUGCAGGACGCAGCAGGCCUGUACUGCAGCGGCUGGGUCAAACGCGGACCUACCGGUGUGAUCGCAACCACCAUGAACGACAGUUUCGAUACGGCGCGCGUUUUAAUACGUGAUAUGGAGACGGGCGAGCUGGAUCUGUCAGUCAGCAAACCGGGUGCUCGGGCCGUCACUGCUCUUCUCCAAACACGAGGUGUGAGAACGGUGCUUUUUUCACAGUGGGAGAAAAUUAAUGCAGAGGAGGAGAAAAGAGGAAAAUCCCUGGGAAAACCUAGGGAAAAACUACUGGAUGUGGAUGAAAUGCUGAAAAUAGCCUGGUCCUGAGAAGCGCUUCUAAGAGGCACGCAGUGUAUGUGAAUAACAAACGCACUUUUAAUCCCCUGGGGCAGAAUGUUCUGCCUGUUCUAGUUAACACAAUGAAAACUACAAACGUUUUCUACACAUAUAACUCUAAUGUGCUGUAAAAGUCAUUUCCAGAGAAUAAAUCAAGCGUGAGGACACAGAUGUCAAUUGAGAUGUGUUGGAUUUUACUGUUUGUGCGUUUGUUUGCCAAGUACAGAUUGUAUCAGAAAGCUUUUUAAUGAAUUGUUUAGCCUUGAUGUCGGGACAUGAACUUUAAAAUAAUCGCUAGCAUUUCUCCUGAGUGCUCCGGAUGACAAAGAAGAUAGUUUACACAAGUCUCCACCUGUCGAUGCAAUGUUAUUCGUGUUGUUCUUGCCAAAAUGUCUUUGUGAAAUAGCUUGAAUCCACGCUGAAAAUGUUUCUACAUAUUAAAUGAUACACAAGA